Messenger RNA from Ylistrum balloti, 1986 nucleotides. Its product is annotated as polyunsaturated fatty acid 5-lipoxygenase-like. The transcript has 15 exons. Gene Ontology annotation, biological process: lipid oxidation. Lineage: Eukaryota; Metazoa; Mollusca; Bivalvia; Pectinida; Pectinidae. The coding region runs from base 1 to 1986 and encodes 661 amino acids. The record is from RefSeq and is a predicted model, not a curated record. Gene Ontology annotation, molecular function: metal ion binding; oxidoreductase activity, acting on single donors with incorporation of molecular oxygen, incorporation of two atoms of oxygen; protein binding.
AUGUCCUCCACGGCUAUUUACGAAAUUUCCGUAAAAACAGGAGACAAGAAAAACGCAGGGACGGAUGCAAAUGUCGAGAUCUGUCUUCAUUGUGACGAUGGAAGCAAAACUGCUACAUACAAUCUUGAUAAAUUCUUUAGGAACGACUUCGAAAGAGGGCAAAAAGAUUCGUUCUCUGUGACGGGCAUUAGUCUUGCCAGAGUGGACUACAUAGAGAUAUGGCGAGACACGAAAGGCAUCUUGGACGACUGGUAUGUCGAUGUGAUUGAAGUUAUUUGUUCAAAAAAAGUCUUCAUAUUUCCCUUCUUCAGGUGGAUCAAAGCAAAUUAUCAUUAUAAGGUUCGGCAUCUUGAUACGUCACUUCCAGCUGAUGACCCUUUUAAGGAACAGAGACGGAUGGAAAUAAAUGACGCAAGACAGGAGUACCAACUGACAGUUAAGGAACCCGGGUUUCCGGCACAGGUGAAGUCCUUACCAGAAGAUGAACAAUUUUCGUUCGACUAUGUGUGGGACAUCAGUAAAAGGAAAGCACAUGCUAUCUUUCUAAGCAAGAUCGUUAAACUCACAAGUGGCAACUGGAAAGACAUCGAUGAUCUGAAGAACAUCUACACAAAGGAAGUGUUUGUUCUUCCUGAAAGUGUGGCACUUUGGACAAAUGAUGAAUAUUUUGGUUAUCAAAGGAUUGCCAAGAUGAACAACACCGUCAUAGAGUUGUGUACUGCCGUUCCCAAAAAAAUGGCUGUUACUGAUGCUAUGGUCAAACAAAGCUUGGAGGGAGUCACACUAGCUGAAGCUAUACAAGCCAAACGUUUGUUCAUCGUAGAUUACGAAAUCCUUGAUGGCGUCCCUUGCGGAAGAGACGAAAGUGUGAUAUGUGCUCCAGUAGCCCUUUUUUUCGUGAAUGGAAAACGGAAGUUAAUGCCAAUCGCUAUACAACUUUUUCAAAGUCCAGGGAAAGACAAUCCUGUUUUCCUUCCCACGGAUCCCGAAUACACUUGGAUCACAGCCAAACUAUGGUUCAAUCAUGCUGACAGCACAUAUCACCAAUCCUUCACCCAUUUAGGAGGAACACACUUGAUGAUGGAAGGUGUGGCUGUUGUCACACACAGGAAUCUGUCUCCCUCACAUCCGAUUUUCAAACUACUCGCACCUCACUUUCUGUUCCUGUUAGCUCUGAAUACACGUGCAUUAAGUAAUCUGGUGUCCCCUGGGGGCUGGGCAGAUAGGGCGAUGUCUGUCGGAAUCAGAGGAAUGUUUGAAGUCAUCCGGAGAAAGUGUCGUCUAUGGAGACUGGAUAUAGAUGGUACGCUUCCUAAGGACUUGGAACGAAGAGGGUUACUUAAAGACGAUGUAUUACCGGGUUAUUACUUUCGGGAUGACGCAUUGCUUGUCUACAACGCAAUAUACAAUUAUGUCGUCAACUACAUUAAAAUAUAUUAUGAAUCAGCCGACAAGCUCGUUAGUGACACUGAACUUCAGGAUUGGGCAGCGGAAACGGUAUUGUCCAAGGAAAAGGGAGGCCUGGGACUUCUUGGGGUUCCUGGAAAUGGAAAGAUUACCACUAUUGACCAGUUAGCCACAAUUAUCACCAGCCAUAUAUACACGUGUAGUGUAGCUCAUGCUGCCGCCAAUUUCCCUCAAUACGACCAGUAUGGUUUUCCACCGGCAUACCCUGCCUCCAUUAGGGGUAAGCCACCUACAGACAAGACGCCACUUACUGAAACGGCGGUGCUUGCAGCACUUCCCGACAAGGAAACCACGCUAGACAUGAUGGUGGUGACUUACAUUCUCAGUGAGAGGACCACUAACUGUCUAGGGAACUUUGAAGUCCAAUAUGUGUUUGAUCCGCCAGCGUUAGCUGUAAUUGAGGAAUUUAAAACUCAACUGAAGGCCAUAUCUCGACAAAUAAGGGAAAAGAACAAGACCAGGGAACCCCCGUAUCCUUGGUUAGACCCACAGGAGAUUCCAAACGCCAUUAGCAUUUGA